AUGGCCUAUCAAUCGCAAACUGAGACCAAGCCAGAGAACGAGAUCCCAUCAUCCUAUGGAAACUUCGACCGGAUCGUCGAGCCCUUCAACCUAGACUCGGCCCCAAUCCAGAUCGCAAAGUGGAAGAGCAGGGAGACCGGACUCAGUGUGGUUUGGGCUGAUGUUGAGGGCCCACUCGUCAAUGGAUACUUUACUGUUGCAACCGAAAUCUUCAAUGAUUCUGGAGUGCCUCAUACGCUGGAACACUUGAUCUUUCUUGGCUCAGAAAAAUUUCCCUACAAGGGUAUCCUUGAUAGUCUCGCCAACAGAGCCUUUGCCACGGGUACAAACGCUUGGACUGAUACUACUCACACUGCGUACACAGUCACUACUGCUGGCUCAGAGGGAUUUCUGAGAUUACUCCCGGUUUAUCUGGAUCAUGUCCUUUAUCCCACUAUCACCUCGGAGGGCUUCACCACCGAAGUCUACCACAUCAACGGAAAAGGUGAGGAUGCUGGUGUGGUUUAUAGCGAGAUGCAAGGUAGAGAGAAUGGCGCCAUGGACUUGAUGUCCCUCCGCAAUCAGCAGUUGUUGUAUCCGGCCACCAGCGCUUAUCGUAGCGAGACCGGUGGUUUGAUGGAAGCCCUUCGAGUCUUGACAGUCGAGCAGAUUAGAGAAUACCAUGACUACUACUAUCGUCCUCACAAUCUUCAACUGACCGUCACCGGAAAAAUCAAUCCGACUCAGCUACUAGAAGUUCUAAACUCGCAAGUCGAGCCCUCACUCAUUCAACAUGGCCAGAAUAAGAUCCCUUCAGCUUGGAAACGCCCAUUCUUAGAAACUCCAAGCAAAGGCGGUGCACGCAUCGAAAAGAGUCAAACGGUCCAAGUCGAGUUCCCCGAAAAAGAUGAAUCCAGUGGAGAGGUCCAAAUCAGUUGGGUCGGACCUAGCACCAAUGAUUUUCAACUUCAAACCGCACUUGAUGUAUUGGGCACUUACUUGACAGAUUCAGCUGUCUCACCCCUGGCUAAAAGAUUUAUUGAAAUUGACUCUCCAUUGUGCACGGACAUAACAUUCCACCCGACCGACGCGGAAAAGGCCAUCACGACAGUCUACCUAUCAUCAGUUCCUCUCGAACAAUUGGAUACGAUUGGCGAGUCCUUUAAGAAGGCUUUGGCCGAAGAAGCCGCUGCGAUCGACAUGGAGCGUCUGAAGAUGGUUAUCGAUCGAGCAGCGUUAAAAACGUGCAAUGCGAUGGAAGUAGAUGCGCCUGACUCUCUGUCAUCGGCCAUUAUCUCUAACUUUCUCUAUGGCGGUAGCUCUGAAUUGGUAACUGGUCUAUCAACUGAACUACAACGCUAUAAAACUCUUGCUGGCUGGUCUGCCGAUCAAUGGUCAUCGGUCUUCAGAGAAUGGCUAGUAGCCCCACCAAGCAUAUGUAUUAUUGGGAAACCAUCAGCCCAACUUUCAGAUAAGUUGGAGGCCGACACCAAGGCACGUGUAGAAGCCACCCGCAAGAAAUAUGGCCCCGAAGGUCUACAGGAGCUAGCUAAAAAGCUUACGCACGCUCAAGAGGUUAACGAUCGCCCCUAUCCCGAUAAAUUCAUCUCUGACUUUCCGAUCCCCAAGUUGGAGAGCAUCCAAUGGAUCGACGUCCAAAUCGCUAACGGUAAUGGAACUUACUCGAGUGAUCUACAAUCUCAUAUCGAUUCCAAGGAUCCAGUAACUUUGCCAUAUUUUGUUCACUUCAAUCAUAUCAAGUCGAACUUUAUAACGAUCUUCAUCAGUUUAUCACCUCCUGAUUUGCCUGCGGAACUGUUUCCUCUCUUACCCACCUACAUCAAUUCGUUUUUCUCCUUACCAGUCAAUCGGAAAGACGGCAGUCGCCUUGCGUACGACGAGGUUGUCCAUCAACUCGAUACUCAAACGGUCGAAUAUGAUAUCAAUCUUGGCUAUCCGAUCAGUCAGACCCUAGAGAUCUACAUGAAAGUUGAGAAAUCCAAAUACCCCACUGCCGUCAGCUGGUUAGGCGACUUGCUCUGGCGGAGUGAAUUUGAUGUCGAUCGACUACGGAUCAAUACGACCAAAACUCUACAAACUAUCCCCUCGAGAAAGAGGGAGGGGAGCGAUGUGUCUGCUGCACUCUAUGACGAGAUGACCUACUCUGCCGAUCUGGCGCCGAUGACCUCCAAUAACCUCUUCAAGCAAGAAUCCACCCUCCCGCUGGUUUUGGAAAAGCUCAAGUCUGACCCCGAGUCUUUGGUCAAACAAAUGGAGCAGCUCCGUUCUCAUCUGCUUAAGCCAUCAUCCCUGCGAAUCAGCGUCUCCGGUGACAUCAAAUCUCUGGCAGAACCGAAGUCGACUUGGCUCAAGCAUUUCCAAUCUUUAGAGCCCGAGAAACUGCAAAAUCCGCUGUUGGGAAAUACCGUCCUUUCGUCUGACGGCGCCCAGCCUUCGGGCAAGGCGCUUGUGAUGUCAAUGCCUUCGAUUGAAUCGAGCUACGCGUACCAUGCAGCCAAGGGUCCUCAGGGAUUUGACCAUCCAGACAAUGCGGCGUUGACAGUGGCGAUCAGCGUCUUGAAUGCGAUGGAGAGCUAUUUGUGGAAGGCGAUACGGGGCACAGGCUUGGCCUACGGGACCUCUGUCGGCGCGAAUGCGGAGACCGGACACGUCUACUUGAACAUCUACCGUAGCCCGGAUAGCUCUAAGGCGUUCCUUGAGGCUGGACGCGUGAUGAAGGAUUUGGUUGAUAAGAAGUUGAAAUUCGAUGACUUGAUUCUCGAAUCUGCCAAGAGUAGCUCCGUCUUUAGGGUUGCGUCGAAGAUUGCCACUGGGCCUGAUGCUGCUUAUCGGGUUUAUGCCGACGUCGCCUUGAAAGGGAUAUCUAAAGAUGCUCUCAGGCAGCAGCUUGAACAAGCGAAAUCGGUGACGAUCGAGGACGUACUCGAGUCGAUCAAGAAAUACUUGUUACCGAUCUUUGACUCCAAGAGCUCGAUAGCCGCGAUCGCUUCUUCAGCAACUAAGGCUGCCGAGAUCUCGGACCACUUCAAGCAGGCCGGCUAUUCGGUCGAGACCAGAGAGUUGCAGAACAACUCUGCCCUUGGCUUGGCUGAUGAUGACGACACCGAUGAUGCCGGCUCUUCCGGCUCUGACGCAGAGUCUGCUGCGAGUCGCUCGUAA
Messenger RNA from Puccinia triticina, 3159 nucleotides. RefSeq lists its product as uncharacterized. The record is from RefSeq and is a predicted model, not a curated record. Gene Ontology annotation, molecular function: metal ion binding. Lineage: Eukaryota; Fungi; Basidiomycota; Pucciniomycetes; Pucciniales; Pucciniaceae. Bases 1 to 3159 code for a protein of 1052 amino acids. The transcript is spliced from 19 exons.